Drosophila persimilis is the source of this 1992-nucleotide messenger RNA. Its product is annotated as dynein intermediate chain 3, ciliary. NCBI's taxonomy places the organism in Eukaryota, Metazoa, Arthropoda, Insecta, Diptera, Drosophilidae. The transcript is spliced from 2 exons. Gene Ontology annotation, molecular function: dynein light chain binding; dynein heavy chain binding. Gene Ontology annotation, biological process: outer dynein arm assembly; cilium movement. The record is from RefSeq and is a predicted model, not a curated record. The coding region runs from base 33 to 1901 and encodes 622 amino acids. Gene Ontology annotation, cellular component: outer dynein arm.
GUACAACCGCAAGAAUUGUAAGAGGACCAACCAUGAUGGGAUUAUUAGGAAAUCAGUUCAUAUUUUCGCGGGAGCGCAAGCGUUUUGGACGCCAGUGCUUGUUUUCGGAUCGGAACGAGCUGCUGCUGGCCGUUCACCCAAGUGGACGUCUCCGGCUGAAGUACGUUCUGCGAAACCCACGAGAUAAUAACUCACAAAAGAGCAAGCAGAUGGCCUUGAGCACUGUGGUAACAGAGAACGUGACGUUGGACCAGCACGGCAUGUACCACUACGAAGGCGGAUGGAAUGUGAAGGAGGUGAAUAUAAUGGACGAGGAGUCCACGAUGCGAUACCGCAAGAAGGUGGAGCGUGACGACGCCUGGGGCGUCGAAGUGGCCCAUUUAUUGCGUGAUUGUAUGACGAUGAGCUCACAGAACAACGCCAUAAACAUAUAUAAAGAAUUCUUCGCUGAUCUGGACGAGGACCUGGGCAGUGGCAUUAGAAUGAAGAUAACGGCCAGAGCUAUUAACAUGUUCCACGACUUGUGGUAUCCUCAAAGACACCUGUCAAUGUGCGACUGGAUGCCCAACAAUCCCAAGCAGUUCUUGACCACAUUUAACAACCGUCCAUCAAAUCCGAACAAUCAAGCAAACACCGAAUUUCCUGAAUGGGGUAACGAGAACGCUUUAUAUCUCUGGGAUAUCAACAAUCCGAUUCGACCAGUUGCCUACUAUGACACCAACGAGACUGUUGCACUGGCCAAGUUGUGCCCCAAGGACGAGAACUUCAUGGCCGGAGGCCUGCAUUCGGGCAAGGUGUGCCUAUGGAAUACCUCAGAGCUCGGCCAGCCGAAGGACAUGUGUCCGCUGGAGGCGGCACACAGGGAGGUUACCUCGGCGCUGUGUUGGGUGCACUCCAAGUCCAACACGGAGUUCUACUCGGGCUCGCUGGAUGGCUCCAUCAAAUAUUGGGAUACGCGAGACAUGAAGAUGUCCCUACAAGAUCUGCUGCUCGAGCCAUACCCCAAGGACAUCCAGAACCGGGCGGAUUCGCACGGUGUCACUGUCUUGGAGUUUGAGUACACCAUACCAGUGCGCUAUGUCAUGGGCAGCGACAUGGGGUGCGUUUUUGUGGGCAACCGCAAGGCCGCGACUCCAUCGGAGACAAUCCUCAGUCACUUCCAGAUCUUUGCCGGCCCAAUUCGCAGCAUCGUGCGCAAUCCGUUCUUCGUGAAGAACUUUCUGCUCGUGGCCGACUGGCGAUGGCGCAUCUGGUCCGAGGAGAUCAAGAACUGUCCCAGCACCCUAUACUUCUACAAGCGAAAUCAGCUGACCUGCGGGACCUGGAGUACGGGCCGUUGCUCGCUGUUCGUUAUCGGCGACGAGAGCGGAACUCUGGAGUUUUGGGACCUGCUGAUGAGCCAUCGCACACCCAUUGUGACGGUUAAGUUUAAGCAGAGCAUUACACACGUGUCGUUCCACCCACAUGGACACCUGCUUACCGUAAGCCUGGCUGGCGGGGACGUAGUGAUUCUCCUAAUCGAGGAUGACAUGAGGACAGCCACCGCAAAGGAAAAGGCUCUCAUGGCGGCGCUUUUCGAGCGGGAGAUCUCACGAGGCAAGCUUCUGGAACAGCGCGAGGAGGAAAUAAAACUGAAGAAACGUAACUCCAAGCUGUCCGAGGUAGAAGAGCUUCGGUCUGGCGAGAAACCUCCCGAGCACGUUGUAAAAUAUGAUCAUAAAAGUCCCGAGAAAUUCGUCAAAUACAUCGAAGAGGAUGGAGAGCUUCGGAAAGCCAUAAUAGAAUUUAACGAAUCAAUAGACUACGUCGCUUAUAAGCGCUCCAAAAGAGUUUCCCACAUUGAACGCACUAUCUUUGAGCUAGAACCGGAGUCGGAGGACCCCGUCCCAAAAUCUGAAUAACUUUUUUUUUUAUCUUGUUGCAUCUUUUUGUUGUAUACUAGGGCAUAAACUCAGUAUACUUUUUCAUCUUUAUACCUUCCUAAUUAAAUAA